Molecule: messenger RNA, 1554 nt
Organism: Orbilia oligospora ATCC 24927
Lineage: Eukaryota; Fungi; Ascomycota; Orbiliomycetes; Orbiliales; Orbiliaceae
Exons: 1
Coding region: 1-1554 (517 amino acids)
Source: RefSeq, a predicted model, not a curated record
AUGGUAUUUCUAGCACUGGACGAAUCGAUAUCAGGCUCUGAAAGCUCAUCGACAGAGGAUGAACAGUCCUCGGAUCCACUGGCGACUUUGCUACGAAAGAAGGCUACAAUAAAAGCUGCCGAGGAACUCGGAGAGGAUUCACCCAGAAAGCCGAGAACUCCGAUAAUAUGGAUGUCGUCGCCAAUGCUCCCAGAGUCUACAUACGUUGGAGUAUACCGAGCAAUCCUGCCGGAUUCCACAGAAGAGAGCGAAGUCACCCAAAUACUUCCUACCCUACAGACACAAACGACAACGGCUCUUCCUACAGCUUCGGAUCCCCACGUUUUCCUAUGUAUGAUCGGUGGUGGGCAUUUUGCGGCUAUGAUAGUAUCACUUAUUCCGAAAUUGGUAAAACGCUCUGGGGUGGUCGAGAGAGAAGCUGUGGUACUUGCACAUAAGACGUUCCAUCGUUACACGACCCGUCGAAAGCAGGGUGGUUCACAAUCUGCAAACGACAAUUCCAAAGGCACGGCCCACAGUGCCGGUAGCUCCCUCCGUAGGUACAAUGAAGCUGCUCUAACGGCAGAUAUAAGAGAAUUGUUGGGGAAUUGGAAGGAGAUGCUUGAUUCUUCGAGUUUAUUGUUUAUUCGUGCUACGGGGACAAGUAAUCGGAAAACAUUGUUUGGUGGUGAUAGCCCGGUCAUCAGGUCGACAGAUAAGAGAAUACGAGGGUUUCCAUUUACGACGAGACGGGCGACGCAGAGCGAACUUAUGAGAUGUUUUGUGGAGGUUACGAGGUUAAAGGUAUCGAAAAUUGAUGAGACGGUUACCGCUGCACCUGUGGCAGCUACAUCGUCGGCACCUACGCCUAAGGCACCUGUCGCAAAGCUGAAGCCUUCGAAGGAAGAAGCAUUGAAAUUACAACAUACGACAACGUUAACAACAUUGCUCCGUCGGUCGAAAGCACCGGCGAUAAUUACAUACUUGAAUUCGAAUAAGUUACCAUUUACGUAUUAUUUUACACCUACCAACCACCAUACACCCACCUUACUACAUCUAGCAGCGUCACAAUCACAUCCAACAAUUGUGCUAGCACUGCUUACAAAGGCACCUAAUGGGAAUAAGGAGUCUGCAGAUCCUACGGUCAAGAAUUCGGCGGGGAAGACGCCCUACGAUCUCGCUGGUGAUAAAGCCACCCGUGAGAUAUUUCGGGUGGCCCGACAGGAGCUUGGAGAAGAUAGGUUCGACUGGGAAUUGCUUGGAGUAGGGUCCUCGAUUUCACGGAAAGAGUAUGACGAAGCUACAGAGCGUGAAAAGACGGCGAAGGAUGCUGAGGAGAAGGACAGAAGGGAUAAGGAAACUGCAAGGUUAAGGAAUAUGCCUGAUACUGGCAGCAGUUCUUCGGCAGCAAGCAAAGGCGGGAAGAGCUUGGCCGAGGUAUUGGGAACCAACGCUGCUACAAAUGCGAGGGAGGAAGAAACUAAAGGCUUGAGCGAAGAGGCGAAAAGAAGGCUAGAGCGGGAGAGAAGAGCUAGGGCUGCGGAGGAGAGGAUGAAGCGGUUAGCGGGGAAGUAA